AUUUAAGUUGUAUUUGGUACCAAGAUAUGCUGCCCAUGUAGUGUAACAAGUAAGAAGAGGAGUGGAAACGAAAAAUAUGGCGACGGCGGGCGUGGUGGUGGAGGAGGCGGUCCGGCGGUACGCGGGCGGCAAGCCGGCGGCGCUCCUCCCGGCGUUGUUGGGGCUCCUGUCCAGGCAGCAGCCAUCAUCAGGCUGGGCUCGCGCUCUGGCCUCACAGCUCCACGCCGACGUCGCCAAGCGGCCUCUCUCCGCCGCCGCCUCCAACUCCCUCCUCUGCUACUACCUCCGCUCCUCGCGCCUCGAUCUCGCGCUCCACCACCUGCGCUGCCGCUCCACGCCCAGGGAUUCUCUAACCUACAAUACCCUCCUCAACCACCUCCCUGCCUCCUCCUCCUCCUCCACCACCUUCCGCCUCUUCCGCUUCGCCAUGCGCCACGCCCACGCUGCCUUCCACCCCAACAUCGCUUCCCUCCUCUCCCUCCUCCGCGCCUCCUCCUCCUAUUCCGACCACUUCCUCCACAUGAUCCACGCCUAUCUUCUCAAGACGCCCGCCUCCAUUCACACGCCUGUCGCCAACUCCCUGCUCUCCCUCUACGCCACUUUGGGGGAUUUCGCCUCCGCCGCGAUUCUGUUCGGCGAAAUGCCCGACCGAGACGUUGCGUCCUGGACCUCCAUGAUCGGGGCCUGCCUGGGAUCCGGCUACGCCGAUCAAGCCCUACGCCUCUUCAGGGAGAUGCUCGCUGACGGCGCGCUGCAGCCGGACGGUGUCGUGGCCGUCGUGGUUCUGCGCGCGUGCGCCAUGCUGGAGGAUGUCAGGGCCGGAGCCUCCGUGCAUGCCGUCGCCACGCGCCGGGGCUUGCAAGGGGAUCUCUUCGUGGACAACUCGCUCGUUGACAUGUACGCCAAAUGUCUCGAUCUGCGGUCCGCGAGGAAGGUGUUCGACCUUAUCGCCGUCAAGAACGUGGUGUCCUGGAACACCAUGCUCUCAGGCCUCGUGCACGCUGGCAGCUACCCCGAGGCGCUCCAUCUGCUGGCCUUGCAGAUUGGGGUGGUGGGCGACGAGACGACGCUUGCGGUGCUGCUGCAGCUGUGCAAGAAGAAGAGGCUAGGGGGUCAGGCAGCCAGGUCGGUCCAUGGCGCGGCCAUCAGGAGGCGGCUCUUGUCGAUGGCUCUGCUGAACGCGUUGCUGGAUGCCUACGGCAAGUGCGGCCUCGUGGAGGACGUGCUGAGGCUCUUCCAAGGGAUGCGCGAGAGGAACGUGAUAACCUGGAGCACAGUCAUCGCCGCCUGCGCUCACAACGCCCGGCCACACGCCGCGAUGGCAUGCUUCGUGGCGAUGCUGGUGACUGGGGAGCGCCCCAACUCGAUCACGGUGCUGAGCCUUGUGGAGGCCUGCGGCAGCUGCGCGGAGAUGUGGGCGUCGAGACGCGCCCACGGCGUGGCCGUCAGGAGCGGAUUGGGGUUUGAGCUGGCAGUGGGCAACGCGCUGGUCCACAUGUACGGGAAGUGCGGCGAGCUGGGCGCGUCGGCGAGGGUGUUCGACACGAUGCCCGUCAAGGACGUGCUCACCUGGAACUCCAUGAUCGGGGCGCUGGGGAUGAACGGGCGCGCACGGGACGCCCUUGCGCUCCUGCACAGGAUGGAAGCGGAAGGUGAUGAGGUGAGGCCAAACGGCGUCACGAUGCUGGCCGCUCUGUGGGCAUGCGCUCAUGGAGGGCUGGUUGAGGAGGGGAUUGGGUGCUUGGAAAGCAUGGCGCGGCAGUCGCUGCAGCCUCGGGUGGAGCACGUGUCGUGCGUGGUGGACAUGCUGGCGCGCGCGGGGGACCUGGACGGCGCGGCGGAGAUUGUGAGGAGGAGCAGUGGCGGUGGCAGCCCGGCGGCGUGGAGCGCGCUGCUUAGCGCGUGCAGGAGGCGCGGGGAUGGCGGCGGCGGCGAGGUGGGGCGAAGCGCGGCGGCCCGCGUGCUGGAGCUGGAGCCGGGCAAGUCGGCGGGGUAUCUCAUGUCCAUGGGUAUGGGUUUAGGCAAGGGGUGGGCGGCAGGGAUGCGGUGGGCGAUGAGGGAGAAGGGAGUGAAGGUGGAGAGCGGCCACAGCGUGGUGCAGCACGCCGGCGGAAGCGAGCGGUUCGUAUGGUGGGACGGAGCGCACCCACGGCGAGCGGAGGUGUACGCCAUGCUGCACCUCCUGCACCGCCACAUGAAGCACCACCAUACAGAUGCAGACAUACAGUACAUAUGCCAAUGCCAAGUUGACAACAAUUAACCCAAUUAAAAAAAAAGGCUUGCCUUUUGUUGGUCCCUCCCGGCUCUAUGCGCUGCCUCAUCCAUUUCUGAUUUCUCCUUUCUCCCCUCGAGUCUGAUCCUCCCACUACCAACGUCCACCGGCACCGCAACUUGCUGUCCUCUCCUGCCGGCUGGUCCAGCUCCAUCUCUCUUCUUGCUCUGCCUCCCCCUUCAAUUUAAUUGAUUCCUCCAUCCAGAUUUCGAGAUCGAGAUGAAGGCAGUGAUGAUGCACCACCAUCACGCGGCACGCCCUGCGCGCUGUCCAAGGCCUAUCUCUUCCUCCUCCUCCUCAGCCCUGUUGGGUAGCAGACCAACCAGAGUCUCCUCCCCAUCAAACCUGCCAAAGUUGCUCAUAAACCGGCGACACAUCACCCCUCUUGCCACCAAUGCUCCCCAUGCUGUUGCUGAAGAUGAUGGCGCCAUCUCUUUUGCUAAUGCAACGCCAACGGAGCCUCCCAUUGACUUGCGUCCCGGGGGUGUCAGAAAUGAGCUAAUUCUUCUAGCUCUACCAGCAGUUCUUGGCCAAGCUAUUGAUCCAUUGGCGCAAUUGAUGGAGACUGCAUAUAUUGGUAGAUUAGGUAUUAUGGCGCUUGCCCUUCAUAAAGUAGCUCUUGGGAGUGCUGAAUUAUAGCCAUCCUUACUGCAUGAAAGCAAGCUGUCCCUUCUUUUGCCAUUCAUCCUUCUUUUUCAUAUAUUCUGAAGGGGCUCUGGAGCUAGCAUCAGCUGGUAUUGGUGUGUCGGUUUUUAAUAUCGUGUCUAAGAUUUUCAACAUUCCACUGUUGAGCAUUGCAACCUCAUUUGUGGCAGAAGACAUUUCCAAGAAUGCUAGCAAGCAUUCAAGUUCAGGCAAAUUGGAGCUGUCAUCUGUAUCUUCUGCAUUGGUCUUAGCUGCUGGAAUCGGUACAAUUGAAGCAUUGGCAUUGUUCCUAGGAUCAGGAUUGUUUCUUAAACUAAUGGGCGUGUCACCUGCCUCACCAAUGCAUAAACCUGCAAAACUUUUCCUUUCAUUGAGAGCUUUGGGAGCACCUGCAAAUGUGAUUAUGUUAGCAGUUCAGGGAAUAUUUCGUGGAUUCAAGGAUACUAAGACUCCUGUAUUUUUUAUAGGUUUGGGAAAUCUUUCAGCUGUAGUGCUUCUUCCUUUACUUAUUUACGUCUUUCGGCUUGGCAUAACUGGAGCUGCAAUUUCUACAGUUGCAUCACAGUACAUUAUUACAAUUUUGCUUCUCCAGUCUCUAAGUAAAAGAGCUGUUCUACUUCCUCCAAGGCUGGACCAGUUAGAGUUUAGCGGAUAUCUAAAAUCUGGUGUCUUUUUCGUUCUUCUAUCUCCCCCUCUCUCAUUAUAUUCAAUUGUUGUGCAUGCUAAAUCAGAGUUCUUACACUUUCAUUGAUCUCAGUGUCUGUUCAUUUUGUUCAUUCUACAAUGUGCGGUUAACUGAAGUUCAGAUUUUCUCUCCCAGGGGGCUUUGAGUUCUUUGGGUUAAUUUGUCAAAAUUUCCAAUUCUGGAUCCACUAUGCAUUUAACAAUGAUACCUUUAUCGAUAACAAGUUAAUUGUAAAGUUUGGUUUUUGAAAUAACUUUAUAUGCAAGAAAAAGGAAAGACUAUCGUAGAGUAGAUGGUGUAGGUACGGUUACUGCUAGUAUAUUUUACAGAUAUGUUGAUCAGCUUGUCAUUGAUAGAGCUUUCAUUCAUGGGCCAUGCCCAUUCUGUCCACUAAUGAAUGGGCUGUUCAGGGAACUUCUAUUCUCCAUAUUGUUUCGUGGUACCAUUUAUAUGUAGUAAAAUGUGCUCAAUUCUAGGAUUUGCAAAUAUUUGCUGUCAUAUUAUUGGAAAGAUAAUGCAUGUCUAUGAUAUGCAUCCUGAGAACCUCCAUGUUAUAAUUUCAUACUUCUUAUCUUGUUUUUCCUUUUAUUGCACUUACCACCAUCUAUAAUUCCAUCAUCUGUUUUUGAAAUGCUUAGGUGGCAUGCUGUUAGGAAGAACCCUCUCGAUUUUAUUAACGAUGACCAUAGGGACAUCAAUGGCUGCUCGACAAGGCCCAACAGCUAUGGCAGCUCAUCAGAUAUGCUUACAAGUAUGGCUUGCGGUAUCUUUGCUUGCAGAUGCUUUAGCUGUUUCUGCCCAGGCAAUGAUAGCAAGCUCCUAUGCAAUAUUGGACUACAAGAGGGUCCAGAAGAUAGCAAUGUUUGCUUUGCAGGUCAUGUGUCAUUUCUCUGUUUUCUAUUGUGAAGCUUUGUUUUUCAUGUAUUCAUAGAUGCAAUCGCCCUUUCUUGUUAACAUAGAAAAAUGGAGAUUUUCUUGCAGAUAGGAGUAGUCAGUGGAUUAGCUUUAUCCGCUGGCCUGUAUACCUCAUUCAGUAAUAUAGCAAGAUUAUUUACCAGUGACCCUGUGGUCCUAAUGGUUGUCAAAUCUUGUUCAUUGUUUGUAUGUGCCAGUCAACCAAUUAAUGCUCUGGCAUUCAUAUUUGAUGGUCUGCAUUAUGGUGUCUCAGAUUUUGAUUAUGUCGCUCAAGCUACGAUUGCUGUUGGGAUAAUGUCAUCAUUAGUUUUGUUAUAUGCUCCAUCUGUUUUUGGACUUGCUGGAGUUUGGGCUGGUUUGACAACACUUAUGGGAUUGCGCAUGGCUUCGGGCAUUCUCAGGCUUCUAUGGAAAUCAGGACCUUGGUCAUUUUUGCAUGAGGAACCCAAAACAGAGCUAGCUGGUUGAAGAUGGAGCGGCAACUAAGCAGUCAAUACUACGGAUUAAAUGAACGAGCGGGUGAUUCUGUAGGUAUUUAUGUUCAAGUCGGUCUGCUAGGAGAUGCCAUUUUUACUUGCUACCAACAUUGUUCAAUUGCUAGUGUUAUUACUAUGUGUAGCCGUUUUAUUUAUUCUAAAGGCUCCCUUGUUUCUUGUGGUGGUUUUCGUUUACUGUGUAAGCCAGUUUGCUGCUGCGUAAACAGCUUGAUAAGUUUAGAAGGAUAGAGAAUUUGCCUUUCUUUAACCUGAGACCACUUCGAAUUAUUUUUGGAGCAAUGUAUACUAAUACUGUAUUAUUCAGUUCAAA
Messenger RNA from Oryza sativa Japonica Group (Japanese rice), 5324 nucleotides. Lineage: Eukaryota; Viridiplantae; Streptophyta; Magnoliopsida; Poales; Poaceae. The record is from RefSeq and is a predicted model, not a curated record.